ACAAAGCAAGACCAGGUACCCCAAAAAUCAGAGAAACCUCCUCCUUGGGCGGUUGUGAGAAGCCUUUUGACCUGCAAACACCUCCAGACUCAACAACAGAAGCAGCGAGAACAAACCGUCCAGGGAAGCGGCAAGAAGUGCAAGAAAAUGAAGUGUUCCGGUUCACUGCGCAGCAACUCAAAGGUCAUGCCCAGGCCUGAAAUGUCUUCACCAGAAGACCACAAGAAAAGGACGUCGAUGGCUUCAUCCAACAAUGACGGUUCCAGCAGAUCCAUGAAAGCUCCUCUUAGUGAACUCAAUGGGGUUGUUUCCUCCACUUCUUCUUCAUUGUCUGCGUCUUCUAACUCUUCUUUUGGUGGGUCCUUUAAAGGAAUGCCUCUCAGGAGACUAUCUGGGUGUUAUGAGUGCAGAAUGGUGGUUGAUCCGGUUCUUGGAAUCACUAGAGACCCUUCUUUGAGAACCACCAUCUGUUCCUGUCCUGAUUGUGGUGAAAUCUUCAUGAAAGCUGAAAUUUUGGAGCUUCAUCAGGCCGUCAGACACGCCGUGUCAGAACCGGGUCCAGAAGACACAAGCAAGAACACGGUGGAAAUCAUAUUCCAAUCGAACUGGCUAAAGAAACAGGCCCCAGUCAUUCUCAAAGUCCACAACACCCCCAAAACCAUAUCCAAAUUUGAAGAAUACAGAGACUCCAAUAAAACCAAAGCCACCAAGCUCCCAAAGAAACACCCACGCUGCGUUGCAGACGGCAACGAACGCCUCCGCUUCCACUGCACCACUUUCGUCUGCUCCAUCGGCCUCAACGGUUCCUCCAAUCUCUGCAACUCAAUUCCAAGCUGCAAUAUCUGCAGUAUCAUCAAGAACGGUUUCAAGGUCGCCGGAGGGGUUCCCGGAAAAAGGAUUCUGACCACAGCCACCAGUGGAAAAGCCCGUGACAGUGCUAGAAUGUCGUCGCCGGAUGGUAAGGUGAAGAGGGCCAUGCUGGUUUGCCGAGUAACAUCUCACGUUGACUUCUCCAGAUCCAAUGGCUUGAGUGCAGUCGGAAAUUACUACCAACAGGAAAUGGGUGGUGCUACUUGCAUUCAAGUUAUGGAUAUGGAUGGAGUACUGCCACAACCACUUUUAGGCAUGCGUUGGAGAGAUGAGUUUUGUACUACUUCGACGUCUAUGCAUGUAUUACUCCAGUAUAGAUAUCUACUUGAUCGACUUAUGCCAGAAUUAUAUGGGAGCCAUAUACCGAUGAUGUCAUCUCUGAACUCCCAAAUUACUAUACUAUUGCUUUUGACUUGUGGUUGACUAUUUCACCCCUUAUCUGUUUUCACAUAGUGGAGUGGCAUAGAUUUGAUCGUUGUAUGAGGCAGUUUGGGCUACUACAACAUAUUCCCGAGCAAUGCGAUACAAAAUUAGGAUUACAUAAAUAUGAUUUGAGGGGUCGACAUGAUUUGGAUUGGAUAAGUAUUCAUCACCACUAUAUUCAAAGGUGGGAGGCUAGGUAUGAUCAUCUUGCUAGAGUUGAGGCAACAUAUACUUCUUACGGGUAUAACCACCCAUAUAAGGUGUGGUAUCGUUUUAUCACUCGCCUUUUUAUGACUCCACAUGGAUCUUCAUGGGAGAUAGUGGUAAUUAUAAUGUCUUUUUAUUUAUUAUUCUAUUUUAUUCUAAUUAGAAAAACAUUUAAUUUUUUAUUUUUAAUUCUUACAGAAUCGCAGUUUCCAACAGAUACAUCUAUGGACUGGUCUAAAUACACUGAAUAUAAGUCAUUGUGAUGAAAUUUAUCAAUUAUGUGCAACCACUUUAAAGGCUAUACACGAGGUUGAUAGGUUGCUUAUUCCCCCUAAUGUCGUUGAUACAUAGAGACAAUCAUCAGAUGAGGAGGUAGUGAUGAGAUAUGGUGGGGUACGAACUAGAGGUGGUAUGGUGCUGACCAGAGGUGAUGGGGUGCGGACCAAAGAUGGUGGGGUACAAACCAGAGGUUUAGAGAUACACGAGGUUGAUAGGUUGUUUAUUCCCCCUAAUGUCGUUGAUACAAAGACACAAUCAUUAGAUGGGGAGGUAGGAAUGAGAGAUGGUGGGGUACGAACUAGAGGUGGUGGGGUGUGGACCAGAGGUGAUAAGGUACGGACCAGAGGUGGAGGUGUUUGAACUAGAGGUGGAGGUGUACAAACACGUGGAUGCCAUAUUUAUGAUGAUCCACACUUCCCUAUUGAUGAUGCAUCGCUAGAUUUUCCAUCAUCAUCGCCUCUACAACAUUUUGUCUUCACUUUUUCAACACCACUUGACCAGUCAUUACCUCAUUCAUCAGUUCCAUUCAUUGAUGAGGGGGUGAUACAAGAAGAUGUUGGGACAUUAUUCAUCCAGGAGCUAUUGCAUUCUUAUAUUGAUGGGCCUUCUUUUCAUAUACUUAUGUCAUCUAGUAUCAAGGUGUCAUUUACUCCAUCUACAACACCACUCAUUGUUUUGUCACUACAAUCAUUAGGACAUCUAUUUAGAGAUGUUAUGGCGACACAAAUGCAAUAUUUUCCUACACCACUUGUUGAACAACAGGGAGAGGCUCAGGUUCAAGAUCAAGGACGUGGACAUGGAAGAGGUCGAGGCCAAGGACGAGGACGAGGAAAUGGAGCAACAUUAGAUGGUCCCUCAAAUCAAUCUGAGUUGGAAAGAUGUCAUCAACGCCCAUAACCAAGAAGGAAACCUCCUUCAUGUGGCACACAUUGAUGACUUUUAUAUAUUUUAUCGAACAUAAAUUGUUAAUACAUGUUUUUUUGUUA
Vitis vinifera (wine grape) is the source of this 2765-nucleotide messenger RNA. RefSeq lists its product as uncharacterized. Lineage: Eukaryota; Viridiplantae; Streptophyta; Magnoliopsida; Vitales; Vitaceae. The annotation marks the transcript as partial. The record is from RefSeq and is a predicted model, not a curated record. The transcript has 6 exons.